Selaginella moellendorffii is the source of this 667-nucleotide messenger RNA. RefSeq names its product manganese-dependent ADP-ribose/CDP-alcohol diphosphatase-like. The transcript is spliced from 6 exons. NCBI's taxonomy places the organism in Eukaryota, Viridiplantae, Streptophyta, Lycopodiopsida, Selaginellales, Selaginellaceae. The record is from RefSeq and is a predicted model, not a curated record. The coding region runs from base 106 to 627 and encodes 173 amino acids. Gene Ontology annotation, molecular function: ADP-ribose diphosphatase activity; CDP-glycerol diphosphatase activity; 2',3'-cyclic-nucleotide 2'-phosphodiesterase activity.
CGCAGAUCACGUCCUGGGAAAUCACUGCCUUUCACUACCGCGAGAGGUUCUCAUGCAACAAUUGAAGAUCCCAGCUCGUUUCUACGAACGAAGUCUUGGUCACAAAUGGGCACUGGUGGUGCUAGAUUCUAUGGAUCUGAGCUCAACUUGGUCAUCCGACACACCAAAUUACAGAGCAUGGAGACUCAAGAAUUUCUCAAGUUGUUUCCCCUGGGUGACGAGAACCCGCAAAUGUCCCUUUGGAACGGUGGGAUUGGCGAAGAGCAAAAGAACUGGCUACGGAAAGUUUUAACUGACGCAGAGAGGCACAACGUGAAACUCAUUGUUGCACAACACCAUCCUUUGAUACAAGGCUCAGCUCCAAGCACGCAUUUUCUCUGGAACCACAAUGAAAUCUCGACUAUGCUUGUGGAAAGUCCUGCAGUGGUUCUAUUCCUGUGUGGCCAUUAUCAUCCUGGUGGAUAUGCUUGUGUUUCUGGCAAGCACUUUGUUACGGUAGAAGCCAUUCUGGAAGCACCAACAGGUUCUCAUGCCCACGGAUUUGUGAGUGUCUACGAGGACAAGAUCACGAUUCAUGGGCAUGGAACUGUUACAAGCCGGGAGCUCCAGAUCUCGGCUGCAAAGUGAAGACUUUCAUUUCUGGACUUCAAAUAAUCAACUUUGAUUA